Molecule: messenger RNA, 702 nt
Organism: Pocillopora meandrina
Lineage: Eukaryota; Metazoa; Cnidaria; Anthozoa; Scleractinia; Pocilloporidae
Source: the annotation of a GenBank genome assembly
AUGUUAGAUGUUGGUGGUGCAAGUGAUUGUUUCUUUAGAGUGGUGUUCCAUCAGUUGUAUGGUGAACCUAGCUAUCACAUGAAUAUUCGUAGUAUAGGUGAUCAAUAUAUGAGAAGCAAUCCAGAAAGAUUCACUGCAAGUAAUACAGACCAUUCAUGGUUAAGGUAUUUAGCUUAUAUGUCACACCAGGGUACAUGGGCUGAUGCAAUUGUUAUACAAGCAGUUGCAGAUGCAUUAAACUUGACAAAUCACAUUUUAGAAUCUAAUCCAGGAUUUGCAUCAGUUACUACCGGUAAUAUCAGUCUAGUUAGCUCAGAAACUGAUACUACUGUCAUAAAUAUUGGACAUCUUGAUGAAAUACACCGUUCAACUGUUCCUUUCAAUGAAGAGGCAAUGGCAAACAAUGUAAUUUGUAACAAUCAACCAGCACAGUUAACAAUCGAUCACUGUAGAAUGACAAAUAAUAAUGAAACAGUAGCUGUAACCAAAGAACAGGAAGGGAAAGCUUAUGUGAAGGAAUACAUAGCAACAAGGAGAAGAGAUAAAGAGUUCAGAAAUAAGCAAUACAGAGCUCCGCGAGCAAAGAGAUCAGAAAAUAUUGAAAAAACAAGAGAAUCUAAAAGGCAGGCAUUUAAUAGACGCAAAGAAUCAAAUUCUGAUCAUACCAGGGUACUAAAUAGGGUGGCAUUUGCCAAAAGUAAA